AUGCAUCCUAGCGUGUUCCUACCCUACCACCCGACUCAAUGGACGGAUUUCUCCGUGUUGUUGCCCAACUCUAUGCACCAUGGCUUCCUCGAUCAAGGAUAUCCGGCAUCUUGGGGAGUCAAUACAGCCCCUACUCAGCCGUGGUGGAAGGAUUCAGGACGUCUACUCUAUCACUCCCCCGUAAACUUUGCUCGCUGCGAAGCUGGAACUAACCGCCUUUUAAUCUCAGUGGUGGCUGAUUGUGUUUCGCCCCUGCAAAUCAGCAGCCUACUCGAUCUUUGGAGUCUCUCCACAAUCGGCGACCGCGAAGCCAAGCGUGAUCGUCUCUGA
Aspergillus oryzae RIB40 is the source of this 330-nucleotide messenger RNA. RefSeq lists its product as uncharacterized. Lineage: Eukaryota; Fungi; Ascomycota; Eurotiomycetes; Eurotiales; Aspergillaceae. The record is from RefSeq and is a predicted model, not a curated record.